GAGUGAAUAGCGCUGUGUGUGUGUGUUUUCCUUGAUUAUCUUUUUCUCAUUCACAAUAUCGGGAGUUGGGAGGGUGGGUGGUGGUUGUGGUUUUUUGAGAGGAUAGGCGUAGAUAGAUGUUUCCCAGGUUGAUUCAGACCCACCACGAAGUGAUCGUGUCUUCGCAGCAGCAGCAGCAGCAGGAGGAGGAGGAGGAGGAGGAGGAUAUUAAUAUUAAUAUUAAUAUUCACCACAAGGGAGACCCAUGCCUCGUCCUCACUUCCGAUCCUAAACCUCGUCUCCGAUGGACUGCCGACCUUCACGACCGAUUUGUUGAUGCCGUCACUCAGCUUGGAGGCCCCACUAAAGCUACACCUAAGGCAAUUUUGAGGACAAUGGGUGUGAAGGGACUGACCCUUUUCCACUUGAAGAGUCACCUCCAGAAAUACAGACUAGGUAAGCAAUCUGGGAAAGAUUUGGGUGAGGCUCCUAAAGAUGGAAUCUCAGCUUCUUACCCUCUAGAAAGUCCUCAUGCCAGUAAUUCUUCUCCAAGCUUGCCAACUACUGAUAUGAAUGAGGGUUAUGAAGUCAAGGAGGCAUUGAGAGCUCAAAUGGAAAUACAAAGUAAACUACAUCUGCAAGUUGAAGCUGAGAAGCAUUUGCAGAUACGCCAGGACGCAGAACGAAGAUAUAUGGCCAUGCUGGAGAGAGCGUGCAAGAUGCUUGCCAAUCAAAUUAUUGGAGACGCAAAUACUGAGGAAGACAAACAGAAUUAUCAAGAAUUAGGAACAGAGGCACCGGCAGCAAGUUCCUCCCAUGGUCCUCUGGGCUUACACUCUUUACAGGUGCCACCUGGAAUCCAUCCUCAUAGGGCUGAUUGUUCCACUGAAAGCUGCCUGACCUCACAUGAGAGUCCUGCGGGAUUGCCUUUGAAAGGAUCUCCACCUGGAGGGAAGAAACGGAUGCUAAACAUUGACUCAACGGCUGCAUCUUUGAUCUGGGCUGACUCAGACAUGAGAGCGCAGGAUGUUAAGGUGAUUCAAGUUAAUUCACAUGGAAUCACUGGGUAUGGCAUUGGAAUUGCUAAGGUUAGGGCUGGAAACAGAGUCUGCAAAGGAUUUGUCACCAUACCACCAAUCUUUCCAAACAUCAACAGUCUUACCAUCACCCACAGACCAUUUUAUACCUUUUCUGAGAAUGGUACUAGUACUUAUGAUUCCUUUCCAAAGAUGAGAGCCUUUCCUCCCUUUAGGCCAAUCCUGCAGAGAAGUAUUUUUAAGGGUCUGUUUGAGGAAAUCCCAGGAAAUGUUAUCAUAAGCUUUUUCCAGAUCAAUUUUAAAAAUCAUACCCUCUUUCUUAUCCUUCUUGUGAGUCAAAGUAUGGAUGAUUUCUUGGGAAAUGAUAAUAUUGUCACUAGUGCUUCUGCCAGGGAUAAAGCUGCAUUGAUUAGGUCUCACAAUAUUGUUCAAAAGGGGUCUAAUCCUGUUCACAAUGAUUUUAGAAAUAAUUUUGUAGGACACAUUGCAAAGACUGAUUGGUCUAAAUUGUUUAAUAUUCUCGAGAUUGUCAAUUUUGGGGAUCAAAGCAACAAGAGUUCUGUUAAUCUCAGUUGGGAUAUGGUGGCCAGCAAAACAGUCUCUCACAAAGUCACACACAGAGGGACCAAUAAUGGACUAGUACGAAUGAUUAAAAACAGCUUAAAACCCAUCCCUCCCAGGGGCCUUAAAAGCAUUAAUAUUCUUCACAGGCCUCCAAACCUCCUUAUUAGAAAUACUUUGAGUAAGAAUAAAGUUUUUCUCUUGGGUCACCUUGCAAAGCGCCAAUUUAUUCCAGUGAUCAAAAGAAGUAGUAGGAGAAUAGCUAAAAAGAUUAACAAAAUAAUUGGUAAUCAAGUUCUUAAGUUGGUCAGGCUGAUCAAUCCAAUCCCCAGUAUCAGUCAUGAGCAUCUCAAUCUUUCUCUUUUUCCUUUUGGUAAUAGUGGUAAGGUGGAAGAAUUUAGUAUUCCUCUCACCUUGGAUCCAAUUCAAGAUUAUGGAGAUUAUGAGAAUAGUUUAAAGCCUGGGAUUUUUGGAUGCCUUCAAUCCUCCCAACAAAUGUAUCAACCAAAGGGCGUUUCUAGUUCAAGUUUAGUUUGCAACAACUCCGCAGCAGUCCAUAGUCAGCAAUUAGAUUGUGGUGCCAGCACAAUGGACCCCAUGAAUGGAGGCAACGGUCUUAACAAUCCUAGUCUGGCCUCCAAGCAACGACUGCGUUGGACACAUGAGCUUCAUGAACGCUUUGUUGAUGCUGUGGCACAACUGGGUGGUCCUGAUCGGGCUACACCCAAAGGUGUUCUCAGAGUCAUGGGUGUGCAAGGUCUAACAAUUUACCAUGUCAAGAGCCAUCUACAGAAAUAUCGACUUGCAAAGUACCUCCCAGACUCCUCAUCUGAUGGGCAAAAAGUUGACAAGAAAGAAUCUGGAGAUAUGCUUUCCAGUAUGGAUGGUUCAUCUGGGAUGCAAAUUACUGAAGCACUGAAGUUGCAGAUGGAGGUACAGAAGCGGCUGCAUGAGCAAUUGGAGGUGCAGAGGCAGCUACAAUUGCGCAUAGAAGCCCAAGGCAAGUACUUGAAGAAGAUAAUUGAAGAGCAACAACGACUCAGUGGAGUUCUCUCAGAAGUGCCUGGCUCAGGGGUCUCUGCCCCAGCAUCAGGUGACAACUGCCCAGAAUCGGACAAUAAGACUGACCCAGCAACCCCUGCCCCAACUUCUGAGUCUCCACUGUUGGACAAGGUUACCAAGGAACGUGCCCCAGCCAAGAGCCUUUCUGUUGAUGAAUCGUUCUCUUCUCAUCAUGAGCCACUUACACCAGAUUCUGGUUGCCAUGGCAGCUCUCCAGCUGAGAGCCCAAAAGGUGAGAGGCCAGUGAAGAAGCAACGAGUGAUCAUGGGUGCUGGAGCAUAUGCUAAACCAGAGAUGGUGCUUACACACCAGAUAUUGGAGUCGAGCUUAAGUCCACCCUACCAGCAACCCCACUCAGUCUUCCUGGCCAGAGAGCAGUUUGAUCAUUCAUCAGGAAUAUCCAUUGGCAAUGAAGAUCAGCUGGAAAAUGUUUCAGGUAGCAAUCUAUAG
Messenger RNA from Camellia sinensis, 3089 nucleotides. Lineage: Eukaryota; Viridiplantae; Streptophyta; Magnoliopsida; Ericales; Theaceae. The record is from RefSeq and is a predicted model, not a curated record.